Lacerta agilis (Sand lizard) is the source of this 1362-nucleotide messenger RNA. RefSeq names its product carbonic anhydrase 2 (gene CA2). The transcript is spliced from 7 exons. Bases 214 to 990 code for a protein of 258 amino acids. The record is from RefSeq and is a predicted model, not a curated record. NCBI's taxonomy places the organism in Eukaryota, Metazoa, Chordata, Lepidosauria, Squamata, Lacertidae. Gene Ontology annotation, cellular component: cytoplasm. Gene Ontology annotation, molecular function: carbonate dehydratase activity; zinc ion binding.
UCCUCCCCCCCUCACCUCAGCGAUGUCCGCGAGGGGCAUGGAGUUGGCCGGAGCCUAUAAAAGCCCCUGACAAGAGCCCCAGCGCCACCGCCAGCACCGGCAAGCGAGAGCAAGGCGGCACACAGCGCGCGAGCGGCAACAGCAACAGCAGCACGAGCCACAGCAGACGACGACGAGGAGGAACCCGGGCGCCGCUGAGCCAUCACCAUCACCAUGUCUUGGGGUUACGGCAAGGACAACGGACCUUCUCACUGGCAUGAGAACUUCCCCAUUGCCAAUGGAGAGCGCCAGUCCCCAAUCAACAUCCAACCGAAGUCUGCCAAGUAUGAUGCCUCCUUGAAGUCCCUGAACAUCAGUUAUGACCCAUCAGCAGCCAAAAACAUAGUGAACAACGGGCAUUCCUUCAACGUGGAGUUUGAUGACUCUGGUGACAAAUGCGUGCUGAAAGGUGGUCCAGUUGAGGGAACUUACAAGCUGCUUCAGUUCCACAUUCAUUGGGGUUCCUGUGAAGGCCAAGGCUCUGAACACACUGUGGAUGGGGUGAAAUAUGAUGCUGAGCUUCAUUUGGUUCAUUGGAACACAAAGUAUGGUAGUUCUGGUGAAGCUGUGAAACAUCCCGAUGGCCUGGCCGUUGUGGGCGUGUUUUUGAAGGUAGGAAGUGCCUGUCCUGGAAUACAGAAAGUUGUUGAUGCGCUGGACACCAUUAAACACAAGGGCAAACAGGCUGCCUUCACAAACUUUGAUCCAACCAGCCUGCUUCCUGCCUCCCGUGAUUUCUGGACCUACCCAGGAUCACUGACCACUCCUCCUCUGCUUGAAUGUGUGAUCUGGAUUGUUCUGAAGGAGCCCGUGACUGUCAGCAAGGAACAGAUGGACAAGCUCCGCUGCCUUUGCUUCAGCUGCGAGGGCGAGUCCCACUGUGCCAUGGUGGACAACUGGCGCCCUUGCCAGCCCUUGAAGACCAGGGAAGUUAGAGCCUCCUUCCAAUAAGCUGUGCCCAUUAAACAUUGCUGUGUCCUUGAGGGUUGAGUUAUUUUCUGCUAAGCACAAAUCAAACUACUGCCAUAUACAUGCACUGGCAACAUCUCUCUUCUCCCCCAAAUCCCAGUGCUUUCUGCCUAUCAUCUUCUGACGUUUCUAAUAAUGAAGGCCAUAAAGUGUGGUUGUGUUUGCGGCAUGUUUGCAGUGUGUAUGCCAGGCUAAAGAGGGCAGGGGAGGGGAAUCAUGGUGUGAUGCUGGAUGAGAAUUGCUGUGAUUUUUUUAUUUGAUUUCUUUGGUGCUGAGGCUGUAAUAGGAGAUCUUCAUUUGGCAGCUUGCCAAAGGAUAGGGUGAUAAGCAACAGAAAAAAACAAGCCAUUUUUU